AUGGCCUCACUAUUCAGCGCGCGGCGCAAACCCAAGCGCAUCGUCCGGGACGAGGCAGACACGCAACAAGACCCAGAAGAAGACUCCGGACCCGUCGUGAGACGGCCGACACUCAACACUCCAAAGACGAAAUCCAAGUUGCGAGUAUCCUUCAACCCAGGCAAUGAAGAUGCGGGCACAACCCCUACAGAAACAGAAGGAGAAGAGGUGGUGUCACACCCAACAAAGUUGUCAAGGAUUCGGCCGUCGAGCGCAGCGCAAAGUUUGCUCAACCGCGCCGUGCUGCCAUCGAGAGAAAGCGCUGAGGGUCAAGACCACGACAGAGACGGAGACAGGCCGAACUACAGCAAGGCAUAUCUCGAGGAACUACGGAACUCGACUCCUACGACGCCCCGUGACCUCGCGUCGUCACGCGAUCUGAGCCCUUCCCUUGAGCUUGUCGACACGGCGGGCGGCUCAAACACGGGCGCACUCGCGCUCGAUCUGGAGAGCAAGUUCGGCAAAGCCGCCAUCAGUUCUGCAUCGUCUUCACGCAUCCCCACAGCGGCCGAGAUCCGGGAGAAGAAAGAACGGCGCGCUCGUCUUGCCAAAGAGCAAGCGGCUAAUGCGACAAGCACUCGAGCCAAUUCAAACAACGAGGAUUUCAUUCCAUUAGAGGACUACGACUCGGACGGCGAGUUCAAGCCCCGCCGCAUGCAGGUCGGCUCAUAUAUCCCCCCAUCCCGCGAACGGGAGGAGGACACCCGCCUGGUCCGCGACGACGAGGACUUUGCCGAGGGGUUCGACGAGUUCGUCGAGGACUCCGGACGGGUGACACUGCUGUCGCGCAAGGCGCAGCGCGAGCAGACGCUGAAGGAGCGCGAAGCCAUCCGCUCAAUGAUCGCCGAGGCCGAAGGUGGCUCGCAACACUCCUCGUCCGACGGGGGCGGCGGUGACGGCGACGAUUCCGACCAGUCUGACUCGGAGUUCGAGCGGCAUCAGCUCUACGAGUCCGCCCAGACCCAUCGCGCCAUGGACGGUUUGGCCGCGCACGCCGAGCACAAGCGCCAGGCCAACCGGCCGCGGCAACCGCGCCACACCACCGCGAUCCCCAAACUCAGCGUCGGCCUGGCAAGGCUACGGGACAUGGUGUCGCACUUGGAGUUCGAGCGCGCCCGAGUCCAGAAGCGGCGUGCCGACAUCUCGCGCGAGAAGGCCGAGAUCAAAGCGAGCCAAUCCCAUAUCCAGACAACUCUCGAGGAAACUGGACGGGAGCUGGAACGCGUCACGAAAGAACACCUGGCAGGCCGCGCCGCCAAUGGAUCCGCCCCAGGUACUCCGGGCAACAGCGCGGGUAUAGAUGCGAACGGGCACCACUUGCACCCUCCUGCCCCAACGACGGAGAGAGGCUUGGAGUCUUUCGGGAACACUCCUGAAAAUACAGACUCCGUCUAA
This is a messenger RNA of Capronia epimyces CBS 606.96, 1434 nucleotides long. RefSeq lists its product as uncharacterized. The record is from RefSeq and is a predicted model, not a curated record. NCBI's taxonomy places the organism in Eukaryota, Fungi, Ascomycota, Eurotiomycetes, Chaetothyriales, Herpotrichiellaceae. The transcript has 2 exons. Gene Ontology annotation, cellular component: U2-type post-mRNA release spliceosomal complex. Gene Ontology annotation, biological process: spliceosomal complex disassembly. Bases 1 to 1434 code for a protein of 477 amino acids.